AAUCGUUUGCCUUUUUACAAAAUAAUCCUCUUACUUAUGUUUUUUCCAGUGAUGAACAACUCAUUGUAUUUGUAUACCAGAAAAUGUUAAAAGAAAACACAGUCCAACGUCGACCCUGGCUUACUUAAAGGCAAGACUAUAGUGACAAACCAGGCACAACCAGUAAAGAGUAGACCAGUACUAGCCAGGAACCAAAAUGGCUACCACUGCCGGUACCCGCACCGGUGCCGCCUUGGGUACCCACACCAGCACGAAGAUGCGCGUCCUGCUCAUCCCUUUCUUCGCGACCAGCCACAUCGAGCCCUUCACCGACCUUGCCAUCCGCCUCGCCGCGGCGGCUAGCCCCGACGCCACCGUGGAGGCGACCGUCGCCGUCACUCCGUCCAACGUCUCCAUCGUCCGGUCCAUGCUCAAAAGACAGUACGUUGAUGCAGCCGAGGGCAUGCCUGUGAAGAUAGCCACGACCCCUUCCCGGCCGUGGACGGCCUCCCGAGGGGCGUGGAGAACCUCGGCAAGGCGGCGGCGGCCGACUUGUGGCGCAUCGACGCCGCCGCCGUCAGCGACGCCCUGAUGCGCCCCGUCCAGGAGGCGCUCGUCAGGGAGCGCUAUGGAGGUGACCUACUCCCUCACCGCCGCCAAGGCCACCCACCUGCGCCGCCUCCACGUCCGUCCACCUGCUCCACCGACCUGCUGCUGCUGCCCUCCUACGCCGCCGCUUCGGUCGACCACCUUCUCCGCGCACCUGCUGCUGUUGCUGCCCACCUACCACCGCCGCUCCACCAACGGAGGCGACCUGGACUUCUUCCACUUUGGCUGCCGGCUGGUGGUGGUGGUGGGCGUCGCCUCUGGUUCCCCGCGCCGGGCUCUACUGCUCAUAGCUCCCGGUGUCGGCCUCUAAUGCUGCUGCUUCCCGUCCCCGCCCUCGCUGAACUGAUGAACACAGAAAUUGCAAUCUUCAGAAUUCUGUCAUCUGUAUCUAGAUUAAAAUCUAAACGAACCAAGUUUAUUUACAUAGAUCAGUGCCUACCCGUCCCAAAAUUAAACGGAUAAAGGAUUCAUUUGA
Hordeum vulgare subsp. vulgare (domesticated barley) is the source of this 1063-nucleotide messenger RNA. RefSeq lists its product as uncharacterized. The transcript has a single exon. The record is from RefSeq and is a predicted model, not a curated record. Lineage: Eukaryota; Viridiplantae; Streptophyta; Magnoliopsida; Poales; Poaceae. The coding region runs from base 197 to 571 and encodes 124 amino acids.